This is a messenger RNA of Dipodomys ordii (Ord's kangaroo rat), 948 nucleotides long. RefSeq names its product BCL2-associated agonist of cell death (gene Bad). Lineage: Eukaryota; Metazoa; Chordata; Mammalia; Rodentia; Heteromyidae. The transcript has 4 exons. The coding region runs from base 78 to 641 and encodes 187 amino acids. Gene Ontology annotation, biological process: apoptotic process. The record is from RefSeq and is a predicted model, not a curated record.
UUACGGGCGGAGGGGCGGGGACUAAGGCCCGGAGAGGCGGGAGGCCUUGUCAGCAGAAGCAGACCUUCACGUCCCGAAUGGGGACUCCGAGAAGCCCCCGGCAGCUCCCCGCCGCGCUCCGGGCCAGUGGCAGUCGGAGCUGGGCGCUGGGAGCCUGGGGAGGGGCAGCCCAGAGCAUGUUCCAGAUCCCAGAGUUUGAGCCAAGUGAGCAGGAAGACUCCAGCUCAGCAGACAGGGGCCUGGGCCCCAGCCUCUGCCCGGCCCCAGGCCUCCUGGGGGACCACAGCCCCCAGCAGGGACUGCCAACCAGCCGCAGCCACCAUGGAGGUGCUGGGGCUGUGGAGACCAGGAGUCGCCAUAGUUCAUACCCUGCGGGGAUGGAGGAGGAUGAAGGGCUGGAAGAGGAGCCUAGCCCCUUUCGGGGUCGCUCACGCUCGGCUCCCCCAAAUCUCUGGGCUGCCAGGCGCUAUGGCCGCGAGCUCCGGAGGAUGAGUGACGAGUUUGACGGCUCCUUUAAGGGACUUCCUCGCCCCAAAAGCGCGGGCACCGCCACGCAGAUGAGGCAGAGUUCCAGCUGGACGCGCAUCUUCCAGUCUUGGUGGGACCGGAACUUGGGCCGAGGCUCCGCCCCUUCUCAGUGACCUUUUGUCCCCUUCCCGGAGCUCCACCAUCUCCUGACGGCUGCCAUCUUGGGUAUGGGCGGAAGUCACUUCCGAAGGCCUUGUGCUAAAAGACGGGUUCUGACCUAGAGCUGGAUUCCCUUCCGGUGUGAUCGAGAGCCACGCAGGGGUGGCUCCCAUCGGAAGUUUGGAAGUUUUUAACGUCCACGGGCACCGGAAGCGGUCGCUGGUCCCGCCCUCCCGUGCGGGCACCGCGAGCGUCUCUGCCAAGUCUCUAGCUGAGAUUAACCAUUCCUCCGCCGGGCCGCUGUCCCGCGGCGCUGCGGCU